AUGGGCCUGAUUCAAGUCCCAAGUAAGGAAUUUAAAGAGAAUCAAGAUGGUGCUUCCUCAUCUAGUAGGGACGUUUUAGUGGAAUCAGACAUUUCAGGCCCAUCAUUUUCCUCAAGUACUCUUCAGGUCCUGACAGUUCCUAAUGGACAGGGACAGAGACUAAUUGAUUCACAAGACCAAAUUGUUGAAGAGGGCUGCCACCUGAACCAUUCAAUUGAAGAUGAUCUAGAACAACCAGAGAAUAUACCUUGCUUGGACCUGGGCCCUUCAAUGGUUUCAUGUUCACUUCCUAUUCAAGGUGGUUUACACACUCUAACUCAUAUGGAGUCCUCUGCUUUAACAUCGGUCUCUAAGAUAGUUUUGGUCUCAGCUACCUCUCAAGACUGUACAUCAACACCACCUUCCACAGUGGUGAUUGAAGAGCUCCAUGCCGAUGAUAACCUCAAUUUAAGCCCACCAAGGAGCAAAAGAAGAGGCCAAAGCCCACCAAGCCUCAUCAUUCAAGGUCUAAAAAAACUAUGCAUCUCCUCUAACAGGGGUCUUCCUGUCCCAGACUCUCCUAAGUUUUUGACAUGGCACUCUCCUAAGUACUUCUUCAUAUUUCCCCUUCUCCGGAUGGUUGGUUUUCAGGGUACACAAAGAAUGCUUCUGUGUGGAAAGCUUUCCCUUUCAGACUUGAUACCUCCACUUUACAAGGAGCUAAGUUUAGUGAUUGGUUUGAUUAUCUUCUUAUCAGAUUUAAAGAGGUUCCGGACCAACAAGACUGGCAUAUUCAAUGUGUUAUCAUCAGUCCGGGGACACAUGGUCAUACCGGCGUCAGAGUCAUUGGCUAUCUCUUAUUACCAAAAGAGAUGCCCCCAAGCAGAGUCCAUUAUCUAUAGAAAAGUGAAUCAAUGGAUUAACAGUGAUUACACCCUUGGGGGUGCCAUUCUCAGGCUCCACUUCCACGACUGUGCCGUUAGGGGAUGUGAUGCUUCUAUUCUGCUAAACCACACAGGGAGUGAGAGGCAUGCACCAAAUAGCCAGACUUUGAGAGGCUUUGCAUUGAUAGAUGACAUCAAAGCAGAGCUUGAGAAGAUAUGCCCCAAGACUGUGUCUUGUGCGGAUAUUCUCACAGCUGCAGCAAGGGAUGCCACUGUCAAGCUUGGUGGUCCUUUCUGGGAGGUUCCCAUGGGCAGGAAGGAUGGGUUGGUUUCCAUUGCCAAGGAAGCCGAUGUAGUUCCUAUGGGGCAUGAAAGUGUCACUCAACUCAUCGAGUUCUGCCAAGCUCGUGGCUUGAAUAUAGUUGAUUUGGUUGUUCUCUCAGGGGCACACACCAUUGGAAGGAGUACCUGUGGUUCACUACAAUACAGGCUCUAUAACUUCAAUGGAACUGGAAAGCCUGAUCCAUCCAUUGACUGGAAGUAUCUCAACUUCUUGAGAAGAAAAUGCAGAUGGGCAUCAGAAUUUGUCGACCUUGAUGCUACUACCCCAACAAAGUUCGAUGCCAUGUACUACACAAAUCUUGAGAAGAAGAUGGGAUUGUUAGCCACAGAUCAAAAGCUGUUCGUUGAUGCAAGGACUCAACCUCUUGUUACCACAUUGGCUAAUCAACCCUAUAUGUUCACCUCUCAGUUUGCUGUGUCCAUGGUGAACCUGGGAAAUGUCCAAGUUCUCACAGGGAUUCAUGAAGGAGAAAUUAGAGAGAAUUGCAAUUUGCUCAAUCCUCGUCCUCAUCGUCCAUCUCUUCCUCAUCCUCAUGGGCUCAAAUUUCCUUAA
Molecule: messenger RNA, 1758 nt
Organism: Macadamia integrifolia
Lineage: Eukaryota; Viridiplantae; Streptophyta; Magnoliopsida; Proteales; Proteaceae
Product: peroxidase 7-like
Exons: 6
Coding region: 1-1758 (585 amino acids)
Biological process (GO): response to oxidative stress; hydrogen peroxide catabolic process
Cellular component (GO): plasmodesma; plant-type cell wall
Molecular function (GO): heme binding; peroxidase activity
Source: RefSeq, a predicted model, not a curated record